Bubalus bubalis (water buffalo) is the source of this 2893-nucleotide messenger RNA. Its product is annotated as glycerophosphodiester phosphodiesterase domain-containing protein 4. The transcript has 14 exons. NCBI's taxonomy places the organism in Eukaryota, Metazoa, Chordata, Mammalia, Artiodactyla, Bovidae. Gene Ontology annotation, molecular function: glycerophosphodiester phosphodiesterase activity. The coding region runs from base 407 to 2290 and encodes 627 amino acids. Gene Ontology annotation, biological process: lipid metabolic process. Gene Ontology annotation, cellular component: membrane. The record is from RefSeq and is a predicted model, not a curated record.
CCCGAGGCCACGCCCCUGGCCACGCCCACCACGCUCCAGCUUUGGGCGUCUCAUUUUGCCUGGCCUCCAUCUUGAGAGAUGUCGGCCCCUUCAGCUUGAGAGAUGUCGGCCCCUCCAGCUUGAGAGAUGUCGGCCCCUCCAGCUUGAAUUCCAGAUUUAGGUUUCCCAUGGUGAAGUCACCAUAAGUACUUCCCCCUUAAGCAUCUCCAGAAAGAGAAAGCUACAUUAAUACUCUCAAGUUGGCAGGCACACCUGAGGCACUCUAUCCUGUCAGCUCAUCCUCACCACGUCCUCCAACAAAGCUGGAGCUGCCAUUAUCCCCUCUGCCCUACAGAGGAUGCUGAGGACCUGAGCCAGUCCCCAAUCCCCAUCUGAGACGGGGGUUGGGGGAGCAAAAAGGUGAACCAUGCCUAUGAAGGCCAACAAGAUUGAACCUCAGAGCCAGACAAGAAAACAAAAAAAGGAUACUCCAUGGAUUUUACACAUCUUCAACCACAUAUGCUUUGUUACUACCAUUAUUGGCUGCUACAGCUGCCACUGGAAAAUCAAACAGGAGAAGAAAUUUAAACAUGGACAGUGCUGCUCUUUGAGAGAACGAUUAUUUUACCCAUGUCUGGUCAUUUCAUUUUGCAUGUCUGUGCUUUUGGUGUUCGUGUGGGUAGAAUCAUCAAAUGAAUACAAUGGCUUUGACUGGGUCAUUUUUAUAGGUACAGGGCUCUGGUUCUUCUGGUCCAUUGUCUUACUGAGUUUCCUUGGGAUCCUGGCUGCCUACACAUCAUUGCUGUUGGUACUUGGGUUUUUGUUGCUUUGGGAGGGGAUUGAAUUGUACCUGCACUGGUGUCAUAAGAUCCUGAUUCUGCUAGUGAUUGUGAUAUGCUCAUUUUUUUUCUGGAUUUUAUUCACUUACUGGAAAGACAGAUGGCUCACCGUUGGGCUGUCACUGCAGCUGGGGCCUGAGAAUACCAUAAUGUCCUUUGAGAAAGCUGUUGAACAUGGGGCCUAUGGACUGGAGAGUGAUGUACAUAUAAGUUAUGAUCAUGUGCCUUUUCUCAUGCAUGACUCUGACCUGAGAAGAACAACCAAUAUCAAGGAGGUCCUGCCAAAUGCCUCUUUGACACACCCUUCCUUAUUUGAUUGGGAUUUCCUGUCAACUCUGAAUGCAGGCAAAUGGUUUUCACAUGCUCCGAUCAAACCAUUUUUUGGUAUGAAACCCUUAUCAGAGGCUGACAGGGAAAGAGCAGGAAAUCAGAAGAUUCCAAAGCUAACUGAAUUAUUGGAACUUGCACAGAAGGAAAAAAAGUUUGUGAUCUUUGAUCUUUAUGGCCCUGCACCAAAUCAUUCUCUCAGAGCUUUGUAUGUCCACCAUGUAGUAAGCACAAUCCUUGACUCUCAGAUUGAGCAACGUCUGAUUUUUUGGUUGCCAGGUUUUGAAAGGGAGUAUGUCAAGAAAAAAGCUCCUGGUUUUCAGCAAGUGAGCCGGUUACGCUCUGUUGAACGCCUCACAAAAGAAAAUAUCACUAGAAUAAACGUUGACUACAAGAACUUGUUCUACAAUGGGAUGAGAGAAUAUAGAGCAGCUAACAUCAGUAUCAACUUAUACCUUGUCAAUGAACCUUGGCUCUUCUCACUGGCCUGGUGCUCCAGGAUUCCCUCCGUGACCACAGACAACAUUCAGGUCCUGAAUGAGAUGACUCAGCCUUCCUAUUUCAUGACACCAAAGUAUUAUUUGUUUGUGUGGAUUCUCAUGGAUAUUCUUUCUGCAGUUUUCAUUGUUGCCAUAUUUUAUUUUCAUUGGUGGAAAGAGAGCAAAAAAGAAAAAGUACUCAAGAGCACCAGCAUUCACACAGACAUUGAGGAAACAGCCUCUAACAUGGAAAAAGGGUCAUUGGAAACCCUUGGACUCUUGCCAUCUUCCAGCCAGCCUAGAUCAAAAGAACCCUCAGCUACCCAAGCUCCUUCUGUAUCACAGCAGCCCCCGGGGAGGAAGCUGUCACAUCAUCAGGAUCCUCCUAAGAGAAACAUGCUACCAGGGGUUGCCAAGAACAUCAGAUCACCAGUGUCCCCCAAGGGGAAUAUCAAACCACCCAUGUCUCCCAAGGAGAAAAUCAACCCAGCAGUGUCCACCAAGGGGGGCAUCAAACCACCAGUGCACCCCAAGGGGGUGGUUAAACCACCAGCACCCCCCAAGAUGGAAGCCAGACCCCUAGCAUCCCCCAAGAGAGAGAUCAAAGCACCAGUGCCCCUCAAGGGGAAGGCCAAACCACCAGUGUUCUCCAAAGGGCAGGUUUAAUCGCCAGAGGCCACAAGAGUGGGGGGGAGGGAAAUCAUAGCACCAGCAUCCCCCAAGAAGACCAUCAAACCAAGUUCGUACCUAAGUGAUCAUCAGACAGACACCUCCCCCACAACUUAAACAUAAUGACCCCCUACCACAAAGAGUCUAGACCCACAGAACCCACCAAAGACACCCCAGCCCUGAAAUUCAACCCUGAGACCCCUAUUGUUGAAUCCUCCUCUGAGGAAUCCUUUUAUAUAGUACAUUCCUCCUCUACUAGUGUGUCAUCAUUCUCGUACAGGAUGUUCUUGGAGGAAAUUGAGCCACAGUCACUUUCUCCAUCCUUUUUGUACCUCAGGGUGACUUGAUGGUAGAGAAAGGUCAAGAAAGGAGUUCAGGAGAGCUAGGGAGACUCUCACAAAAACCAUUCUGGUCUAGCCUUUCUAUAAAGAAUGCAUUUCAAGGGGAUGAGCAAACGGAAAAUACUUGUUAUCCUGGAGCUGGAGCUGGUUUCUCUCUGGGUAUCACAGGAUUUGUCUCAUCCUAACCCUUCAUACCAUUCCCCACUAAGGAGUGGCUGUGGUGAACAUCAGCAUGUAAAUAAAGGCAACCUCUCAGGAA